Molecule: messenger RNA, 420 nt
Organism: Symbiodinium necroappetens
Lineage: Eukaryota; Dinophyceae; Suessiales; Symbiodiniaceae
Source: the annotation of a GenBank genome assembly
GUAUCUUUGGCCGGGAAGUUCAAGGAGAGUCUGACUAAGGAGCUGCGCCUCGACAUCACCGAUGCGACCUUUAGCCCGUCCGUGGCUUCGGAGGCCACCGUUACCGAGGAGAAUGUUUACGUCCUCACAGAGGAAAGACUGUACCAGGCAAUCAAGUUCCAUGAGGCCGAUGCAUCCUUCUUCCGCAGUGACUUGAACACCUGUAAAAACUUCCUCAUCGACAAGUACUUGCACAUGGACGCAUGCAGUAUUCUGCGAAGAAUCCACAAACGUAUUGGCGAGGUUACGUGGGAAGUCAUGGAUUCCACGGCAUCGCGCGUGAAAAAUGCAGUGCAUGGUUCCCCCUUCUCCAUGCUUGCCUUGAGUGAGAAAGUCACUGGCCAGCUUGAAGACCGAUCCAGGGGAGCAGUCGGUUUUUAA